This is a messenger RNA of Helianthus annuus (common sunflower), 1120 nucleotides long. RefSeq names its product expansin-A7. Gene Ontology annotation, cellular component: extracellular region. The record is from RefSeq and is a predicted model, not a curated record. Lineage: Eukaryota; Viridiplantae; Streptophyta; Magnoliopsida; Asterales; Asteraceae. The transcript is spliced from 3 exons. Bases 38 to 838 code for a protein of 266 amino acids. Gene Ontology annotation, biological process: plant-type cell wall organization.
UUUUACAACACAUUUAAAGAUCAAGAAAUCAAACAAAAUGGCUUCCUUUUAUGAUUCAUGGAGCUUUUUCUGCUUCUUUAGCAUUGUCACACUCAUCUUCUCAAGGUUCAUAAACCCUACUGCAGCUGUCUAUCAUGGCUACGCCCCGAGCCCAUGGACCCUAGCCCACGCCACAUUUUAUGGCGAUGAGUCUGCGUCUGCAACCAUGGGGGGUGCUUGUGGAUACGGAAACUUGAUUACUAAUGGAUAUGGAACCGACACAGCUGCACUGAGCUCAACACUCUUUAGUGACGGAUAUGCAUGUGGUCAGUGCUACCAAAUAAAGUGUGUCCAAUCUCCAUGGUGCUAUAGUGGUUACACAACCGUUACCGCCACCAACCUCUGCCCACCCAACUGGUCUCAGGAUUCGAACAAUGGUGGGUGGUGCAACCCUCCCCGAACCCAUUUCGACAUGGCUAAGCCCGCGUUCAUGAAAAUUGCCCAAUGGAAAGCUGGCAUCGUCCCAGUCAUGUACCGCAGGGUUCCAUGCAAUGCUAUCAGGAAAGGUGGAAUCAGAUUUUCUUUUCAGGGAAAUGGGUACUGGUUAUUGGUGUAUGUGAUGAAUGUUGCUGGUGCUGGUGACAUCCAUCAGAUGUGGGUCAAAGGGACCAAGACCGGCUGGAUCAGCAUGAGCCAUAACUGGGGCGCGUCUUACCAAGCGUUUGCAACUCUUCAGGGUCAAGCCCUAUCCUUCAGGCUAACUUCACACACCACAAAACAGACCAUUACGGCUUACAAUGUGGCCCCGGCUAACUGGAACCUGGGGUUGACGUACCAAGCCCAUGUCAAUUUCCAUUGAUCCAUCAAAUCUAAAGAUUUUCGAUUCGUAUAGCUGGUGAUAUAUCUAUCAUCACUUCAGUUUAUACCCGAUAUUUUAGAAGGGUUUAAGUCAUUUUGUUACGGUAACCGUGUUGUCUUGCUAUCAUGUUCAUUUUCAUUGUAAUUCUACCUCCAUUGGAGUAGUUGUCAUGUUGUACUCGUCAUCCGUCCCAUUGGAAUUUAAAAUUUUAAUGGGUAAGUGAUGAAUAAUAGAUCGAACUUUUCUUAUUUAAAUGAGGAAUAAUACUGCAUCCACCUCCUA